UUGUCUGGUUGAACCAAAAUUGAUUUGGUUGGUUGGGUAUGUUUUUAUGGCUCAUGUUUUUUAUUCAUGUAAACAUGCAUUAAAAUAGGUAUAAUUUGCAGUGUAGACGCUCCUUAGCCGGUUCUGUGCAAUGACAGGUUUUGACAAGCACACAAAUCGCUCGAAGAGGAAAGAGCGGCAUUUUUCGAUUCUGUUUAACGAAGCAACAACAUACAAUUUUAUCUGCAUUGUACCAAAACAAAUAUUUCGUUCUACUAUCGUGUUCUUCCUUCGUAUACAAACGUAUUUCAUCGGUCACCAACAGAGUGUUUUUCAUUUAACAUAAAAUGGAGCAAACCGCUUCGGAAAUGCUCAACAACUCCAAUGAUGCGUUACAACGCAGAAGACAAUAUCAUGAACUUUUGGAUCUCGGGCACGAUCUUGCACUUCGUACACAAACGGAAGAUGCGAUCAGUAUAUUUGAAGGUGUUUCAACGAUCCUGAAACAUACAGAUAGCCUGCAUCAGGGCAUAACAAACCAACGUUUGGAAAAUGCGUCUGAAAUGAGUAUCAAUGUACAAAUAGUAAAAAUGGGUCACGAUUUAGUAGGAGCGGCAUUGCAGAAAAGCGAAAGUUCCCAGUUCUGCGAUGAAGAACUAACGUCGGCAAUAAACUCAAUCAUUGGCGAUUCCGGUGGUCAUUUGCAGUGGCAAACUAUAGGAAGUCAUGGCAUUAAGGCCUUCCGUAUGUCGAAACAUUCUCCUUGUAUGCUGGGCCAUUUUGAAUUUCAACCCGUUCCGAUAGAAAAGAACGUAAAGGAACGUCGUCGUCGCCAACGCCAAGAGUUGGGCGUUGCACGCAAGCCGGAAACAGUUACCACAUUACAUCAAGAAGAAGCAGAUGCCCGAAAGCUCCAAGGCAUCAUGGAACAACUCAAGCAGAUAUACCAGGAAAUGGGUUCGCCGGUACCAUAUCUUCAGCUCAUUACGGAUCCAACUGAUUAUAUGAAUACCAUCGAUACAGCUUUUCAGCUGUCUUUCCUGAUUCGCGACGGAGCUGUCGCUUUGGAAACCGUUAACAACGUGGUGAGCGUGCGACCUACCACUGACAGCGAAAAGAAACAAAACAAGAGAAAUGACGACAACGUGCAGGCCAUAUUAUCUUUGAACAUUUCCAAAUGGAAGGGUGCUGUACAGCAAUAUCGCUUAACAAGGCCGAUCCUUACCAUCGAUCGAGACCUAGUGGAUGGAUCCUAGACUUAACGGUACGGUACUUUUUUUCAAAAGCAUUCAAAACACCGUCUCACCACGUAAGAGAAUUACCUAGAACUAUUUGAUGUUAUAAUACAUCAUAGUCUUUCGUCUGAAAACAGCGAUUAUUGUUAAAGUCAAAUUGAAAUAUCACAAUUUUCGUUUCACUAGUAACGCCAAAUAUUUUAUUAUAAUGUUAAUGGAAUGUAAUGGCAAUCAAAAUUUCUUAUUAUUCAAUAUCCAUAAAUCGUCACAAGCAACGUUUGGUGUACGAAACCCAUCACGAUAAUUCGCCAAAUAGCUGGAGACAUUUCCUUUCAUUAGAGUUACAAUUUUAUUUCCUAUAAUUAGUUAUGAAAAAACAGUACGAGAGUUGCAAAUUGCACCGCCAAUGGACGGAACUAGUAAUAAUUACCGUGGUGUAACUACGACUCGUUUAAAUAUGCGCUUCAAAUAUAUUAAAUAUCCCGUUUCUUGCUUCCUCCUGCUAAA
Messenger RNA from Anopheles funestus (African malaria mosquito), 1721 nucleotides. RefSeq names its product EP300-interacting inhibitor of differentiation 3 (gene Nse4). The record is from RefSeq and is a predicted model, not a curated record. NCBI's taxonomy places the organism in Eukaryota, Metazoa, Arthropoda, Insecta, Diptera, Culicidae. Gene Ontology annotation, cellular component: Smc5-Smc6 complex; nucleus. The coding region runs from base 327 to 1235 and encodes 302 amino acids. Gene Ontology annotation, biological process: DNA repair. The transcript has 5 exons.